Molecule: messenger RNA, 795 nt
Organism: Haemonchus placei
Lineage: Eukaryota; Metazoa; Nematoda; Chromadorea; Rhabditida; Trichostrongylidae
Source: the annotation of a GenBank genome assembly
AUGGUGGUGAUAUUGGCUGGUAAAGCAUUGGAUUCAUUGUCACAUAUUUUGUGUCGAGCGUCGGCCGAUAUGGAAACAGUAAACGUGACUGGUAUCCGAAAUGCUCAUAGAGAUCACGGUUCAGCAAAGACAUCCUGUUCCCAGUCCGAGAAGGAACUUGAGAUAACCCUUGCGAAUCGCUUGUGGUUCGAUAACGAUUUGCCAGAGAACAUACGCUGUUGAUACGGUGUAGAGAAACAGAUCGCCAUAUGGCAUUGGUCGCACAAUGCCCUGUUUUACCAGUUCACGGAAAAUAAGCUCGAAGGCUUUCCAGAGCACAUACAUAGCGAUGGAAACAUUCGGGAAUGCUAACAUAGCCAGACCUGAAGCCGUACCAGCGACGAUAUUAUUGUAUUUAUGGCUUGAUAGAGGUAGCCGGUUAAGUGUGCAUCGGACAGUAUGAAAUAUGAGUGGCAUCAAACCGUAGAAGGUCGGUAUCCGCAAAAUGGACUUGGAAAACAACUUCUCCCUGAUUAUCGAUGGAUUCGAGAAUAGAGCCGACACAUUUUGGGCCAACGUCAAUGCAACACUAGCACCUAGACCGAUCGUGAAAUUGUAGCCGAAACUCUCAGCCACAGUACUGACGCACGAAUUCUGAUGGACACACUGCUCUGUCCUGCCGUACUUCCUUCGCAGUUCAUACAGAAAUCCUCUGAACUCUUUCGGCAGAGGAUAUUCCUUGACGAUAUCUCUUUCUCCAUUGAGAUUAUGCGUAAAUCUGUAAUAUGGCAUUCAGUAAUCGUUUAUGUAGACUGA